Messenger RNA from Labeo rohita (rohu), 4840 nucleotides. RefSeq names its product calcium/calmodulin-dependent protein kinase Ia (gene camk1a). Gene Ontology annotation, biological process: peptidyl-serine phosphorylation. Gene Ontology annotation, molecular function: ATP binding; calmodulin binding; calcium/calmodulin-dependent protein kinase activity. Gene Ontology annotation, cellular component: intracellular anatomical structure. Lineage: Eukaryota; Metazoa; Chordata; Actinopteri; Cypriniformes; Cyprinidae. The record is from RefSeq and is a predicted model, not a curated record. The coding region runs from base 217 to 1395 and encodes 392 amino acids. The transcript is spliced from 12 exons.
GGGCUCUGCGAAUGGCACUCGGGAGUAGUAUCAUAGUAUCCGGACUGUAUCAUUAUAUUGUCAAAUGAAAGACGCCUCCUCCAGUCGAUAGUUGACGUCAGGGUAGAUCCCGCAACUAUUGCAUCGAAAGGGAAUUGCGGAUAGAUAAAGAGGCAGAAGAGGACCAUCCGUCCGUAGGAGCAGACGAUCAGUUCCUGAGUGGAAAUCAACUAUACAAUGCCUUUAGGAGAGGAUGAAAAUGGAUGGAAAAAGAAGACAACUGAUAUCAAGGAAAAUUAUGAUUUCAAGGAGGUCUUGGGGACAGGAGCGUUCUCUGAGGUGUUCCUGGCUGAGGAGAAGAAGACCCAGCGUCUCGUGGCCAUUAAAUGCAUCCCUAAGAAAGCAUUGGAGGGGAAGGAGAACAGCAUUGAGAACGAGAUUGCUGUGCUACACAGAAUAAAACAUGAGAAUAUUGUUUCACUGGAGGACAUCUUCGAAAGUCAGUCGCAUUUGUAUUUGGUCAUGCAGCUUAUCGGGGGGGGAGAGCUCUUUGACAGGAUUGUCGAAAAGGGCUUCUACACCGAAAGAGAUGCCAGCAAACUCAUUCGGCAGAUUUUAGAUGCGGUGAAGUAUCUGCACGAUAUGGGCAUUGUGCACAGAGACCUGAAGCCAGAGAAUCUAUUAUACUACAGUAUGGAGGAGGACUCCAAUAUCAUGAUCAGUGACUUUGGCCUGUCUAAGAUCGAGGACUCAGGAAGUGUGAUGUCAACUGCCUGUGGAACACCUGGAUACGUAGCUCCAGAGGUUUUGGCACAAAAACCAUACAGUAAAGCAGUAGACUGUUGGUCUAUAGGAGUGAUUUCUUAUAUUCUCUUAUGUGGCUACCCUCCGUUUUACGAUGAAAAUGAUGCCAAGCUGUUUGAACAGAUUCUCAAAGCAGAGUAUGAGUUUGACUCUCCGUACUGGGACGACAUCUCUGACUCAGCCAAGGAUUUCAUCAGUCACCUGAUGGAGAAAGAUCCAUGUCUGAGAUACACAUGUGAACAGGCUUUACAGCACCCAUGGAUUUCUGGAGACACGGCUCUAGAUAGGAACAUUCAUGAGUCCGUCAGCGCUCAGAUCAAGAAGAACUUUGCCAAAAGUAAAUGGAAGCAAGCAUUCAAUGCGACAGCAGUGGUGAGACACAUGCGGAGACUGCAGCUGAGCACCAGCCUAGAGGGGCCGAGCCAAAUCACCACCACCAGCCCCUACCACAGACACCUGCUCCUGCCUGCCAAAGAGCUCGACCAGGAAGAGGACGAAGACGAGGACGAGGAUGAUAACAGUUCCCCGAGUGCGGACGGGCGUCGUGGCAGUGCCGAUCGGGACAGUCUCAGAAGCUGUACUUACUGCUGCCGACCAACCAGCAGGAUCUGAAGCGGAGCUCUGAGCCCAGCAGAACCUAGAGGAACCCAGUGGGACCCACACAUGCACGUCCACCGCACCAGUCUGACCCGGAACACAGAGCUUUCCCGGGAACGUGCACUAGAUGGCGCUAGUGCAGCUGGCGGGACACCAGAGGAGAGCGUCAUUGUUCCAGACAUUCAGACUUGGGUAUAUCAUUGACAGAUACGUAACUUCUCUAUCAUUUGAUUUCGUCUGAUUAAUUUUUCUAUACCCCAACCAAAGACAAAAAUAUAUUUAAGUUAUAUGUUUAUGUAAGGUUUAAUUAUUUUUUCAUUUUCUUAUCUUGUUUUUUUUUUAAAGAAAACGUUCAGAUCUGUUCCCCGUAGCAAUUUGGACUUUCUCGGAAAGCCGCUAGUUAUACAAUGUCUUAAUAAAUAUUAAUGUCUUAAUAAGCCCCACUUGCUCAGGCGAUGAAUUCAUGAGGAAACAAGAUAGUCGUAUCAUCUUUAAGACAUUUUUACGCCUUAAUCCAUUGUGGUUUUGUUUCGUAAGGUCUGUUGGAUAGAGUUGUCCAUGUUGAUUUUGUGAUCUGGUUCAGACUGGUACAAAACUGCGUAUAAAGUCAGAGCAGAAGUAUUUACAAACAUGACCUUGUUGUAGGUAUAAACCUGGACCAAACAGGGGUUAAGAGAUUUUAGCCACAGUCCAGAUGCUUUUUUUACACCCAGAUUAAAUGCAAUACCUAAAUAAUCUCCACAUUCAAUAAAGAUUUCUAGUUUUAGAUUUAUGGGGCAAAAGCAGUCUGUAGCACAGUUCCAAAACCUACAUUUAAAAAUUAUAUUUAGGCCUUAAUUUAAGAUGUAUGUAUUUGAAUUGUGUAUAAAAUAUUCAUAUAGCAUUAACAAACUCGUAACUGCAUGUAAUGCAUAUUUGUCAAUCAUGCAUUCAUGAAAGAAGUAAGAUUUCUGUAAUAAUACUAAUAAACUAAAUGUAUUCUAAAUACACAAUAACCAGUUUAGAUAUUUAUCAUCAAUAAAUCCAAUUUGUUUCAAUCUAAAUAUUGCUUGUUCUACAGCUAGCCAUAUUUUAACCAUGUUCACACUUUAUUGUGACUGAAUAAAUUUAAUUGUUUGUUAACAGAUAUAUGCGAAUUCUAAGCAAUUUGAAUAAAUGCAUUUUGAAAAUAUGAUUUUUUAAAUACAAUUCCAUAGAUGCAAAUAGUUAAUAAUAAACUAUGCCAUGCUUUUUUUUCAGAAAUCUAGCCAUUUUUUUACAUUUAUGACUGACAAUAACCAGGUUUAUAUAUUUAUCAUUAAUAAAUCCAAAUAGUUUCAAUCUAAUGCAUUUUACUAAUUAAAUAUUGCUUGUUCUACAGCUAGCCAUAUUUUAACCAUGUUCAUACUUUAUUUUACUGAAUAAAUUGUUUGCACAAUUAACAGAUUUGUGCUAAUUCUAAGCAAUCUGAAUAUAUGCAUUUUAAAAGUAUGAUUAUUUAAUUGCGUAGAUGCAAAUAGUUAAUAAUAAACUAUGCCAUUGUUUUCUUUUUUUUCAGAAAUCUAAACAGUGUCAUUUAUUUAUGACUGACAAUAAGCAAGGUUAUAUAUUUAUCAUUAAUAAAUCCAAUUAGUUUCGAUCUAAUGCAUUUUACUAAUUAAAUAUUUUAACCAUGUUCAUACUUUAUUUUACUGAAUAAAUUGAAUUGUUUGCACAGUUAACAGAUUUAUGCUAAUUCUAAGCAAUCUGAAUAAAUGCAUUUUGAAAAUAUGAUUUAAAUAAAAUUCCAUGGAUGCAUAUAGUUAAUAAUAAACUAUAUCAUAUUUUUUUUUCAGAAAUUGAACCAAUUUCAGUUAUUUAUGACUGACAAAUAUGCGUCACAUUAAGUUUAUUAGUUUAUUUACACUAAAUCUGUAAUCCAAAUGGAUGGUAAUAAACACAAUUCAAAUACAUAAAUCUUAAAUCUAAGCCUAAGUUUAGUAAGAAGGAAUCUGAUGCACAUUCCUUGUCCAAAAUGUAGGUCUUUUAAAACACCUCACUUUGGUCAAAAAUCUAAGGUAGAUUGAUCGCAUAAUGCAGUGCAACAAGCUCAGUAAAUAUAUUUUAUUAAAUAUUAAAAAGGAUGAAUAAAAACACUUACUAUUUUAGCCAAUAUUUGUGAGAGCUAUGUGGAUUUAUGCUUUUUAGAAUAUGCUGCCAUCAAAUUCUGUUGCAAUCAGUUGUGAGUGGAGUGUUGUAGAGUUUCAGAGUCACUUACGAGAUUCUGUUUAGGAUUAGGAUUCAGGUUUUGGAACAGAUGUUGAUGAACUACUUUUUGUCACAACAGUGAUUAAGUUCUGCAACCGAAAUGAUUUAUCUGUCCAUGAUUAUGUUGUGCAUGUCGUGUGAGCUGAUUGGUUGUUUGGGUCGCUGGCCAUAAUCUGUACUGUUCUCCUGUGCAGAAGACGUCUAAUGUUUGCAUGACCUCGUAAAAAAUAUGUUUACAAGAGCGAUGAUCAAAAUAUAAAAUAUACAUAAACAUGUUCAUAUCUUUACUACAAUACUAAUCGCAAAAUAAGACAGACUAUUGCUGUCACAAGUCAUUGUGAGACUGGAGGCACAAAAUAUUUUGACACUUAAUCUGUUUCUUUUCUAUUAAAACAUAAAUGUUGAUUUAACAUUAUCUUAAGAACUCAAUACUGGCCUUACUGUAAAACUGGAUUAAUAUAAAAAGAGCAAUGCAAGAACAUUUUUCACCUUGUUCAUCAGUAUAUCAUAUCUGUGCCAAUUUGAGCACAUUACUUACUUGAAGCCAACAAUAAUAUAAAUAAAAUGUAUUUGUUUUGCUAAUGGACCCCUUAUGUUCGUUUUGACUCUCAGUCUGAUAUAGCUGUAUUUAUCAUUUAUUUGCAUAAAGUACAUUUCUAGUUUGUCAAAACAGUGUUGUCAUUAUUUUCAAUGUAAAAUGCUUUUAUUUUCAUUUAAUUCAAAAAAAUUCUAAAAUAUGAAGUACAUGCAUAAAUAAUUAAAAUAUUUACUUUUAGAACAGCGUCAAACCCAAGUGCAAUCAUUGAUGUAAUUAGUAUAAAAAUGCAACAGUCUAAUGAGCAGUUCAGCAAUCAGUUCAUUAUGGUAAUUAUGCAAACUGCCUCAGAAGGGCUGAUUAAACAUCACGAGGAGUCAUCUUUGACUUACUCUGGCUUUGAAAAGUACUAUAGGAAUGAAGUUACACCCCUGUCGGGUAGUUGAUUCCUCCCUUGCUCAAUUUGUUUUUCACAUGGAAGUGCACACGCUUCGGAAAGCGAAGAGGAGACACAAAUACAGUAUGUGUAUUAUACAUAAAGAUGAUGUAUACAUAUAUUGUAUAUCUUUUUUGUAAAAGCUACAAAUGUAUGGAUGCAAUGCAUCAUGUGUUAUCGAUGGAGUUAUGACGAGCCAAUGAUUUGUACCCUUAAAGAUAUACAGGUAGUAGCACGUUAUGAAUAAACACUCCUUGUCUAUG